Molecule: messenger RNA, 1623 nt
Organism: Ahaetulla prasina
Lineage: Eukaryota; Metazoa; Chordata; Lepidosauria; Squamata; Colubridae
Exons: 3
Coding region: 538-1623 (361 amino acids)
Source: RefSeq, a predicted model, not a curated record
CUCAAACCCUCCCUCCUAAAUUUCUCCAUCACCUCUUCUCUCCAGAGCUCCACAAAACCGGGUGCCGUCAGCAAGGCAAUGUCGUCUGGCGACGCCCAGGGCAAGGGCCUUCUCUGUGGGGGCUCCCACCCUUUGGAACGAACUUCCCCCCGGACUCCGCCAGCUUCCGGACCUUCGGACCUUCCGCCGCGGGCUUAAAACAUAUUUAUUUAAUUGUGCAGGACUGAGCUAGGUUUUAAAUUCAUGGGUUUUAAUUGGGUUCUAUUUGUAUAUUUUAAUUAACGGGCUUUCAAAUAAGUUUCUUAAUUGUUUUUAUUCUGUAUUUAUAUUUAUAUGUUUUUAAAUGCCUGUGAACCGCCCUGAGUCCUUCGGGAGAUAGGGCGGUAUAUAAAUACGAUUAAUAAAUAAAUAAAUAAAUAGGGUAGGGGUGGGGGGGUGGCGGUUGUGAUUAGAGAGAGCCUGGAGCCGAGGGAGACCACUGUACCUCAGAUUGCCGGGUGCGAAUCCCUCUUUGUGAGAUGGGGUCAUAGGUGUCAGAUGGGCUUGCUGAUCACAUACCUGGCUCCUUGCUGCGUGACAGCUGCCCUGCCCGAGCUCCUGGAGGUGCUUGCUGGGGUGGCAGUUGAGACCCCCAGACUUUUAGUCAUGGGGGACUUUAACUUGCCAUCCUCCGGCUCAUCAUCGACAGCAGCUCGGGAGUUCACGGCUUCCAUGACGGCCUUGGACCUGACCCAAGUAGUUGAUGGCCGUACUCACAUUGGGGGUGGCACUCUGGACUUGAUCUUUGUCUCUGGUCAGUGGUUGAGAGAUCUGGACUUGAAGGAAAUAGUCAUUGAACCUUUGUCAUGGUCAGAUCACUCUCUCCUUCGUCUGGACUUUCUGACCGCCAUUCAACACCGCAGGGAGACGGAGCCGAUACGUUGGUUCCGUCCCAGGCACCUGAUGGACCCGGAGAGGUUCCGGACGGAGUUUGGGCCACUUCCUGAGGGUCUGGCUCACGGCACGGUUGAGGAACUUGUUGCGGCCUGGGAAUGGGCCGCGGCGGGGGCCUUAGACCGUGUCGUGCCUUUGCGGCCUCUGACCCGGCGCAGGUCCCAACCGGCUCCUUGGUUCUCCGAGGAGCUGAGGGGGAUGAAGCGCCGGAGAAGACGCCUAGAGAGUUCCUGGAGGUCUAGCCGUGCGGAGGCUGAUCGGACACUAGUGAAGUCCUAUAAUAGGGCUUACCUAGUGGCAUUGAGGGAAGCGAGGCGUAGCUACGCCUCCUCCCUCAUUGCAUCGGCAGAUAACCGCCCAGCCACCCUGUUUCGGGUGACUUGUUCCCUCCUUCACCAGGGGGAGCGGGAUGACCCAUUGCAGGGACGUGCUGAGGAGUUUAACGGUUAUCUAUACGAUAAAAUCGUUCAGCUUCGGGAUGGUCUGGACCAAAAUUGCGGUGACUCAGGUGAGACGGCUGAGGGUGGUCUUGGUGACAUUUUAUGGGAUGAGUUUGACCCUGUGGCUCCCGAGGACAUGGACAGGUUAUUAGGUAGGUUGAAUGCCACCACGUGUUUACUGGACCCGUGCCCCUCCUGGUUGGUGCUGGCCACUCAGGAGGUGACACGAGGCUGGCUCCAGCUUUCUUGA